Camellia sinensis is the source of this 963-nucleotide messenger RNA. The record is from RefSeq and is a predicted model, not a curated record. NCBI's taxonomy places the organism in Eukaryota, Viridiplantae, Streptophyta, Magnoliopsida, Ericales, Theaceae.
AUGGCAACAACAAUACACUAUGAUCUCCCCAUUGAUGAUGAUGAUGUUGUUGAAGUUGGUAGUGGAAACAGUGGUCCAUGGCCUCAGGCAAAUGAGGCUCUUUUCAUUUCCCUCAUGGAUGAGGAGGUGAAAACCAAGAAUAGUAAAAUAACUGGAACAUUCACUAAACAAGCUUGGAACAGGUUGAGAGAUCAAAUGAACACAAAAACCCAAUACCAGUAUAACGCACACCAGCUUCAAAACAAAUACAAUCAGCUGCGUAUUAUGUUCAACAAAUUUACAUCAUUACUAAAGCAUACUGGUGUUGGUUGGGAUAGCCAGCGACUUACUAUCACUGCACCGGAUGACGUUUGGGAAGCCCUUUACAAGGUUAAUAGCCAUGCAAAGAGGUUUAGGAAGAAAGUGAUGGUUUACUACCAUGAGUUGUCUCGUAUCUUAGGAGACACAUCCGCAACUGGUAAACUAGCUUUCCCUUCCACCAAAUCACCUUCUGAAAGUAGUGCCAGUUCUGAUCCUGAAUUUAAGGUAAAGAAUGAGGAGUUAGAUGCAUUGCAAAUUGAUAGUGAUAAUGACAAUGGAGAUGGCCAAGGCAAGGGCAAGGGCAAGGGCAAGAGCAAAAUGGGAGGUAAAAAGAGUAAGAAGAUGAGCUCUUUUCAAUCUAAUGUUUCUGAAGCACUCAAAGAAAUGAGUGCAAAUAGCAAGAGGAAGGUGGACCUAAUGGAAAAGCGCUUCACAAGUGCUUCAGUUACUAAUGUUGGCGAUGACAGUGGUUCAAUUGAAGGUGGUUCUACUCCCUCACGUUCAUUAUUGAAAGAGAGCAUGGCACUAUUGCAUGGUAUGGAGGAAAUUCCUGCUCCUGCUUUCACUAAAGCUGUGAACAAGCUUGCAUCGGAUCCCAUAAUAAGGGAGGUAUUUGUUGAUAUGCCUGCUAGUAGGAUGAGGGAUUGGGUCCUUAAUGUUUGA